GUGGCGCAGCGCCUCUCCUUCUCCCGCCGCCUUUGCGCUCCAGGUGGGACAGAGUGGGAUGGCGGCGGCCACGGCGGAGGAGGCGGUGGCUGCUGCUGCUGCGGCGGCGGCUGCUGCUUCUGGGCCCGCGGAGUGGGAAGUGCCGACGAAGGCGCUGCGGGCUUUCACUUGGCUUGGGCAGGAGUUCCUGUCGGACUGGGAGGCCCAGGACUUGCGCGCCGCCCUCUUCCAGCUGCUCCUGCUCUGGCUGCUGGUGAGCUUGCUCGGCAUCCAGGUGGCCUGGCGGGUCUACGGCAACACCGUCACGGGCCUCUACUACCGGCAAGGUCCAGGAGGGCAGAAUGGAGGGACACCAGAUGGAUCCUCGCACUUCUCAAUGUGGGAGAGUUCAAGUAAUGAGAGUAUGAAAACACAUCGGGAGUGAUGGCAGAGGUUACUAAGCCAAGCUCCUGCUGCUCUAGAAGCAUAGAGGAUGCUGACGCCCGCCCGCCUGCCUGCCUACCCAGAGGCCUCGCUCUUUCAGUGCUGAGGAGA
This is a messenger RNA of Lacerta agilis (Sand lizard), 534 nucleotides long. RefSeq names its product T cell leukemia translocation altered (gene TCTA). The transcript is spliced from 3 exons. The record is from RefSeq and is a predicted model, not a curated record. The coding region runs from base 59 to 424 and encodes 121 amino acids. Lineage: Eukaryota; Metazoa; Chordata; Lepidosauria; Squamata; Lacertidae.